GGUUUGGUCUGGAGCAGCUGAAACCGGUUUGAGUGGAGUCGCUUCCUGCCGCUCGGCGCCGCCCGGGGCUGCCUGGGGGAGCGCUGGCGAGGCGCUGACGGCGGGCGCCCGGCUUCUCGGCCCGCGGCCCUCGCUCUCGAGCGCAGCGGCGGCGACGGCGGUGACGGCGCGGACCCGCGGAGCAGGCAGCUCAACAUUGUAAAAUAAAUCCAUCAGAAUGACACCUUCUCAGGUUACUUUUGAAAUAAGAGGAACUCUUUUACCAGGAGAAGUUUUUGCCAUAUGUGGAAGCUGUGAUGCUUUGGGAAAUUGGAGUCCUCAGAAUGCUGUGGCUCUUCUUCCAGAAAAUGAGACAGGUGGUGAAAGCAUGUUAUGGAAAGCAGCCAUUGUACUCACUAGAGGAGUAUCAGUUCAGUAUCGCUACUUCAAAGGGUGCUUUUUAGAACCAAAGACUAUCGGUGGUCCAUGCCAAGUCAUAGUUCACAAGUGGGAGACUCAUCUACAACCACGAUCAAUAACCCCUUUAGAAAGUGAAAUUAUUAUUGACGAUGGACAAUUUGGAAUCCACAAUGGUGUUGAAACUCUGGAUUCUGGAUGGCUGACAUGUCAGACUGAAAUAAGAUUACGUUUGCAUUAUUCUGAAAAACCUCCUGUCUCAAUAACAAAGAAAAAAUUAAAAAAAUCUAGAUUUAGGGUAAAGCUGACACUAGAGGGCUUGGAAGAAGAUGAUGAUGAUAGGGUAUCUCCCACUGUUCUUCACAAAAUGUCCAACAGCCUAGAGAUAUCCUUAAUAAGCGACAAUGAGUUCAAGUGCAGGCAUUCACAGCCAGAGUGUGGGUAUGGCUUGCAGCCCGAUCGUUGGACAGAAUACAGCAUACAGACAAUGGAACCAGAUAACCUGGAACUAAUAUUUGAUUUUUUUGAGGAAGAUCUCAGUGAACAUGUAGUUCAGGGUGAUGCCCUUCCUGGACAUGUAGGGACAGCGUGCCUCUUAUCAUCCACCAUUGCCGAGAGUGGGAAGAGUGCUGGAAUUCUUACUCUUCCCAUCAUGAGCAGAAAUUCCAGAAAAACAAUAGGCAAAGUGAGAGUUGACUAUAUAAUUAUUAAGCCAUUACCAGGAUACAGUUGUGACAUGAAAUCUUCAUUUUCCAAGUAUUGGAAGCCGAGAACACCAUUGGAUGUUGGACAUCGAGGUGCAGGGAAUUCUACAACAACUGCUCAGCUUGCUAAAGUUCAAGAAAAUACUAUUGCUUCUUUAAGAAAUGCUGCUAGUCAUGGUGCAGCCUUUGUAGAAUUUGAUGUACAUCUUUCAAAAGAUUUUGUGCCUGUGGUGUAUCAUGAUCUUACCUGUUGUUUGACAAUGAAAAAGAAAUUUGAUGCUGAUCCAGUUGAAUUAUUUGAAAUUCCAGUAAAGGAAUUAACGUUUGACCAACUCCAGUUGUUAAAGCUCGCUCAUGUGACUGCUCUAAAAUCUAAAGAUCUGAAAGAAUCUGUGGUUGAGGAAGAAAAUUCGUUUUCUGAAAAUCAGCCGUUUCCUUCUCUUAAGAUGGUUUUAGAGUCUUUGCCAGAAGAUGUAGGGUUUAACAUAGAAAUAAAAUGGAUCUGCCAACAGAGGGAUGGAAUGUGGGAUGGUAACUUAUCAACAUAUUUUGACAUGAAUAUGUUUUUGGAUAUAAUUUUAAAAACUGUCUUAGAAAAUUCUGGGAAGAGGAGAAUAGUGUUUUCUUCAUUUGAUGCAGAUAUUUGCACAAUGGUUCGGCAGAAGCAGAACAAGUAUCCCAUAUUAUUUUUGACUCAAGGAAAAUCUGAUAUUUACCCUGAACUCAUGGACCUCAGAUCUCGGACAACCCCCAUUGCAAUGAGCUUUGCACAGUUUGAAAACCUACUGGGGAUAAAUGCACAUACUGAAGACCUGCUCAGAAACCCAUCCUAUAUUCAGGAGGCAAAAGCUAAGGGACUAGUCAUAUUCUGCUGGGGCGAUGAUACCAACGAUCCCGAAAACAGAAAGAAGCUGAAGGAACUUGGAGUUAAUGGUCUAAUUUAUGAUAGGAUAUAUGAUUGGAUGCCUGAACAGCCAAAUAUAUUCCAAGUGGAGCAGUUGGAACGCCUGAAGCAAGAAUUGCCAGAGCUUAAGAGCUGUUUGUGUCCCACCGUUAGCCGCUUUGUUCCCUCGUCUUUGUGUGGGGAGCCUGGUAUCCAUGUGGAUGCCAACGGCAUUGAUAACGUGGAGAGCGCUUAGUUUGUAUUGGGCAGAGGCCAUCUGGGGGCAUGCACCGCUGUUCUGGGUAUUGACUUUUCAUCAUCGAGCAUCGUUUAUCUAUGCCUUCUAGGUUUCUCAGUCCAAUGAAGCAAUAAUGAAGUAUUUUACUCUUUAACUACAGUUCUUGCUAGAAUCACGUAUGCUAUUUAAAUCACUUGGCCAGGUAUAAUUACCAGUCAGUCUCUUUACAAUGAGAAAAUUUGUUGGUUGACAAACCUAUUAAACUAAAUAUAUAAACAUAUAAUGUUAAACAGAUGUUCAUUAAAAGCAUAGUGCUUUGAAAUUAACUAUACAAAUAUAUUUACAGUUCUUACAGCUUUCAUUUGAUCAGGUCUGAAACAUUUAGCACUUGGGGAACAUGACUAUGCAUAAUUAUACCUGACCAUGGAAAAAAUUAAGUACCUCAAAUGCAUGCAUUUGCACUGGUGAUUCCAGCUGCACAAAUCUUUGUGCCAUCUAUGUAUAUAUGUAUUUUUUACGUGGAUUGACAUGCACAGACACCAUUUUCAUUCAGUAUGAACCUAGAGGCUGCUGCCUUCUCCCACUUAACCAAACCAGUGCCUGUGUAAACAGCCUGCAGGUGAUCCUUGAGAGCUUGUUGCAUAAGUCUUUCAAAAGUUGUUUUGCAUAAAGUUUCCAAAAAUGCUGCAGGGUAAUUUAAUGUAUAAAAUAUUAGAAGUAUGUACUGCAUACUUAAGAGAAUAGAUCAUAAUGUAUAAAUUCUAUUCAGUGCAUGCUUUAGGUUUUAAGCAUGAGAUUGUACACGUUUACUGUAAGUCCUUGCAUCUGUGGUGCUAGGUGAGUGUGAGAAGGUGUCAAGGACUGAAAAUAUUUUGUUGCCUAAAAAAAAAAAAAAAAAAAAAAAGCCUGUUUGUAGGCGUUUUCAGUAUGCUUAUUUUAAGUGUCUCUCACUACCUAUUACACACCAUUGCUUUGUGGGUUUGUUUUGUGUGUGUGUGUGUUGUACAGUAGUUAAAUCUCCAUGCAGAAAAAUAAAUGUCCUGAAUUCUCAUAUUGGUAAUCUUUAUUGGUUAAUAUGUAUCAGGCAUGUAAUUUGUUUAGAAAUGUAGAAGAUCCUUCUAAAUGUAUAUGCGUGUUUGUAGGAUUAUACUAAGGUUUCGUUCAUUAGAUGCUGAUUGUUUUGGCAUAACUGUAACUUAAGAACGAAUGUUAAAUAAAAUAUACAGAUUUAUUUUCUUCCUUAUAAAACAAAAUUUCAAGAAGGUAUUACUUUUAUAGACUUGAUUCUAUAAUAUUAUUAUGAGAAAUUGGAAUUUAGGAAUUGGAAUCCUACCCUAAAGUGAUGAGUUUAUUUGCAUCUGCCUUUUGCUGCAUGUUCUUCACUAGGCAAUUUAUUCAUGCAUUGAGAUGUUUUAGUAUUAGCUGAGAACCUAAGACUUGGAAUUACACAUUGUAUCUUUUUUUUUUAAGCCAAACAAUGCAAUUGUGUGAUUCAGUAUCGAUGAAUUAUGAGACUUAAUAUCAAUUGUGUGAAGGCAGGCUUUGAAUGCCCAUGGUGUUGUGCUAUAACAGUGAUAUUUAAUGGAAAAGAGUUUAGGAAAUGCAGUCUUCUGCAAGGGUUCUAUAUACUUUUCCCACAUUGAAUGAGAUUUUCCAACGCUUUGGUGUGACUUAGGCAGUUUUAGAAAACUCCUAAAAAGGAAUUUCAUUUUCUUUGUCUACAGACCUUGCUACAAUACAGUGACCGUUACCUUAUGGUGAGUUGAUUAGCCAUAGGUGUGCGUUUCCGGUCUUGUUCGUUUGCUCUCCUCCCCUGUGCCUUUCCAGUCCAGUGGCAAUGCAGCUCCAUGUUGAAGACUCACAGAUCAUUAAGGGAAAAGAGAGGUGAUGGGGCGAGGCAGGGAGUUUCCCAAACAGUGUCAUUUGCUGCAAAGAGCUUACACAAGGACUGCUUAUGCCCCAGACAGAACCUCACUGCUCCCUUUCUUUCCUGUCCCUUCCCGACCUUGCAAACCAGGGUUAGCAGGCAGUUAAGGCAUAGCAAGCAGUAGCUCCCCGUGGCUAUAGGACUGAGUCCAGGCUUCCGUAUCACUAGCUGUUGCCCUGUACGCUCUGCUCUGGCCACGCCACGCUCCUACACGAUUCCCUGUCUGUAGCCAUGUGCCCUCUGCCUGGAAGCCCUCUCCUCCCCACAGACUCUCUCCCUGCCAGACUCCUUUCUCCUGAGCCAACAACCUCUCUGAGUUCUUGCUGAAACUUCUGCAGAAGGGUGUGAAUCCAUCUUUUACUCCAUAGCCGUAUGUUCAUACCUUGGUCAUGCCAUGCGUCCUAGUGCAUUCUAGGUAGGCAUAGUUGUUUGUCUCACCUACCAGGCUGCGGGCUCUUUCAAGGGCAGGGAACUUGUCGUACUCUUUUUAUUUCCACAGUGCAUGGAACAUGGUAGAAAAUAAAUGUUGGAAUUGUCGAGAUAAUAUAAUUUGUAUCAAAUGUCCUUUUGAAUUAAGAGACUUAAUUAUGUUUACUAAGAAAGUAAACUUUGGUUUACAUUUUGACAGUUGGAACAGUUUGUUGAUACCAAUUUUAAAUGUAGAGGUAUAAUGUUCAGAUCAUUUUAUAUUUUCUGGAAAUUGAGUGCAAUGUUUGAUAAAAUGCCGCCAUUGUUCUCUGGUGUUUUCUACUCUCUGGAAUUAUGUACUGUAACUGACUGGAUGUAAAUGUGGGGAAUACAGUUCAUUCCUGUGUUGGUAGUGCGAAGGGCUGCCACAGCCACCCAUUACCUCACUCCCGUUGUCGCUUGUGUCUUCUCCCCUCCAGACCGCACGCUUACGCCUACCUCAGUACCGCUUUCCUUGUCUGAAAUGCCUUCUCUGUCUUCCUUCAGUGUCCAGCUCAGGUGCCACCUCCGUAAACCUUGGCUCAGCUUUUGAUCGAAAUCAUGAUGCAAACAGAUGCUUACAGCCUCUAAAUCUCACUACUUCAUUUUGCAGCUGGGCUACUAAACCCAGAGAAGUUAACUGACUUACCAGGUUGGGACUAAACUGGGUUUUGUGAUUCCUAAUUCUGUGUUCUUAAUCUACGCUGCCUUCCGAAUUCUUGUGGCAUUUGUUAGCAUGUGCUUUCUUACCGUUUUUUUUUUAAUGUGCCUGUUCUACUUCCCUAAGAUUGUAAGCCCCUUAAGGGCAGGGACUUCUUCGCAUUCCUAGCGCUGCUAUAGUGUUCUCUCCUUAGUUACGAACUAGACAAAUAAAUGGCGGUGGCAACGA
Messenger RNA from Mirounga angustirostris (Northern elephant seal), 5484 nucleotides. It is a transcript of the gene GPCPD1, whose product is annotated as glycerophosphocholine phosphodiesterase 1. The record is from RefSeq and is a predicted model, not a curated record. Gene Ontology annotation, molecular function: starch binding; glycerophosphocholine phosphodiesterase activity. The coding region runs from base 218 to 2239 and encodes 673 amino acids. Lineage: Eukaryota; Metazoa; Chordata; Mammalia; Carnivora; Phocidae. The transcript has 20 exons. Gene Ontology annotation, biological process: glycerophospholipid catabolic process.